AUGCAGAGCUGCUCGAUGGGAUUCAGCACAGGUCCUUACAGUGAUGACACUCGAGCGUGGCAUAAAGAGAGAGAGAGAGAGGGAGAGAGAGGGAGAGAGGGAGAGCCGCCCGCUCACAGGGCCAGAGGAGGUCAUUCUGGCAUCAUGACUGGACGCCUGGUCUCUCACACCUGUCUGCCAUCAAACAUGGAAAUCUCUGCGCUCACCCUCGACUGCUGCAUGACCAAACUCCGAGUGCAGCACUUCAUUUUAUUUCCAAAUGGGUUAUAA
Molecule: messenger RNA, 270 nt
Organism: Xyrichtys novacula (pearly razorfish)
Lineage: Eukaryota; Metazoa; Chordata; Actinopteri; Labriformes; Labridae
Source: the annotation of a GenBank genome assembly